Molecule: messenger RNA, 3740 nt
Organism: Numida meleagris (helmeted guineafowl)
Lineage: Eukaryota; Metazoa; Chordata; Aves; Galliformes; Numididae
Product: myosin heavy chain, skeletal muscle, adult-like
Exons: 28
Coding region: 20-3667 (1215 amino acids)
Cellular component (GO): myosin complex
Molecular function (GO): ATP binding; actin filament binding; cytoskeletal motor activity
Source: RefSeq, a predicted model, not a curated record
CCUUCAAUAAAGUGCCAACAUGGCUUCAUCAGACUCAGAGAUGGCUGUCUUUGGGGAGGCAGCUCCCUACCUCCGAAAGUCAGAGAAGGAAAGAAUCGAGGCCCAGAACAAACCUUUUGAUGCCAAGUCAUCUGUCUUUGUGGCCCAUCCAAAAGAAUCCUUUGUGAAAGGGACAAUCCAAAGCAGGGAAACAGGGAAGGUCACCGUCAAGACUGAAGCGGGAGAGACUCUGACUGUGAAGGAAGAUCAGGUCUUCUCCAUGAACCCUCCCAAGUAUGAUAAAAUUGAGGACAUGGCCAUGAUGACCCACCUCCACGAGCCCGCUGUGCUGUACAACCUCAAAGAGCGUUAUGCAGCCUGGAUGAUCUACACCUACUCGGGCCUCUUCUGUGUCACUGUCAACCCCUACAAGUGGCUGCCGGUGUACAACCCGGAGGUGGUGUUGGCCUACCGAGGCAAAAAGCGCCAGGAGGCCCCUCCACACAUCUUCUCCAUCUCUGAUAACGCCUAUCAGUUCAUGCUGACUGACCGUGAGAAUCAGUCGAUCCUGAUCACCGGAGAAUCCGGAGCAGGGAAGACUGUGAACACGAAACGUGUCAUCCAGUACUUUGCAACAAUUGCAGCUAGUGGGGAGAAGAAGAAGGAGGAGCAGUCCGGCAAAAUGCAGGGAACACUUGAGGAUCAAAUCAUCAGUGCCAACCCGCUGCUGGAGGCCUUUGGAAAUGCCAAGACUGUGAGAAACGACAACUCCUCACGCUUUGGUAAAUUCAUCAGAAUCCAUUUUGGGGCCACAGGCAAACUGGCUUCUGCUGACAUUGAAACUUAUCUGCUGGAGAAGUCCAGAGUCACUUUCCAGCUCAAAGCAGAAAGAAGCUACCACAUCUUUUAUCAGAUCAUGUCCAACAAGAAACCAGAGCUAAUUGACAUGCUUCUUAUUACCACCAACCCAUAUGAUUACCACUUUGUGAGUCAAGGUGAGAUUACUGUUCCCAGCAUUGAUGACCAAGAGGAGCUUAUGGCUACAGAUAGUGCCAUUGACAUCCUGGGCUUCACUGCUGAUGAAAAGACUGCCAUCUACAAGCUGACAGGAGCUGUCAUGCACUAUGGGAAUUUGAAGUUCAAGCAGAAACAGCGAGAGGAGCAGGCAGAGCCAGAUGGCACAGAAGUUGCAGACAAGGCUGCCUACCUGAUGGGUCUGAACUCAGCAGACCUGCUCAAAGCAUUGUGUUACCCUCGAGUCAAAGUUGGGAAUGAGUAUGUGACCAAAGGUCAGACUGUACAACAGGUGCACAAUGCUGUAGGUGCUCUGGCAAAGGCUGUCUAUGAGAAGAUGUUCCUGUGGAUGGUUGUUCGCAUCAAUCAGCAGCUGGAUACCAAGCAGCCCAGGCAGUACUUCAUUGGUGUCCUGGACAUCGCUGGCUUUGAGAUCUUUGAUUUCAACAGCUUUGAGCAGCUGUGCAUCAACUUCACCAAUGAGAAACUGCAACAGUUCUUCAACCACCACAUGUUUGUGCUGGAGCAAGAGGAGUACAAAAAAGAAGGCAUUGAAUGGACAUUCAUUGACUUUGGGAUGGACCUGGCUGCCUGCAUCGAGCUCAUUGAGAAGCCCAUGGGCAUCUUCUCCAUCCUGGAAGAGGAGUGCAUGUUCCCCAAGGCAACUGACACCUCUUUCAAGAACAAGCUCUAUGACCAGCAUCUGGGCAAGUCCAGCAACUUCCAGAAACCCAAGCCUGCCAAAGGCAAGGCUGAGGCCCACUUCUCCCUGGUGCACUAUGCUGGCACAGUGGACUACAACAUCACUGGCUGGCUUGAGAAGAACAAGGACCCCCUGAAUGAAACUGUCAUUGGGCUGUACCAGAAAUCAUCUGUGAAGACACUGGCAUUACUGUUUGCCACCUAUGGUGGAGCAGAUGCAGAGGGUGGUGGAGGCAAAAAGGGUGGCAAGAAGAAGGGUUCUUCUUUCCAAACUGUUUCAGCUCUUUUCCGGGAGAACUUAAACAAGCUGAUGACAAAUCUACGGAGUACUCACCCCCAUUUUGUCCGCUGCAUCAUUCCAAAUGAAACAAAAACACCUGGUGCCAUGGAGCAUGAACUUGUACUGCACCAGCUGCGCUGUAACGGCGUGCUGGAAGGGAUCAGGAUUUGCAGGAAAGGCUUCCCCAGCAGAGUCCUCUAUGCAGACUUCAAACAGAGGUACAAGGUUCUUAAUGCCAGUGCCAUCCCUGAGGGACAGUUCAUUGACAGCAAGAAAGCUUCUGAGAAACUGCUUUCAUCUAUUGAUGUGGACCACACCCAGUACAAAUUUGGUCACACCAAGGUGUUCUUCAAAGCUGGGCUGCUGGGACUCCUGGAGGAGAUGAGGGAUGAGAAGCUGGCACAGCUCAUCACGCGCACACAGGCCAGGUGCAGGGGCUUCCUGAUGAGAGUGGAGUACCACAGAAUGGUGGAGAGGAGGGAGUCCAUCUUCUGCAUCCAGUACAAUGUUCGUGCAUUCAUGAAUGUCAAGCACUGGCCUUGGAUGAAGCUGUUCUUCAAGAUCAAGCCCCUGCUGAAGAGCGCAGAGUCUGAGAAAGAAAUGGCCAACAUGAAGGAAGAGUUUGAGAAGACCAAGGAAGAGCUGAUCGACAACCUGCAACGAGUCAAGCAGAAGCUGGAGAAGGAGAAGAGUGAGCUGAAGAUGGAGAUUGAUGACUUGGCCAGCAACAUGGAAUCUGUCUCCAAAGCUAAGGCAAAUCUGGAGAAGAUGUGCCGCACACUGGAAGAUCAGCUGAGUGAGAUUAAGACAAAGGAGGAGGAGCAUCAGCGCAUGAUCAAUGACCUGAAUACUCAAAGAGCUCGUCUGCAGACAGAAGCAGGUGAAUAUUCACGGCAGGUGGAAGAAAAAGAUGCUUUGAUAUCUCAGUUAUCAAGAGGCAAACAGGCAUUUACUCAACAGAUUGAGGAACUAAAGAGACAUCUAGAGGAAGAAAUAAAGGCCAAGAACGCCCUGGCCCAUGGUUUGCAGUCUGCUCGCCAUGACUGUGACUUGCUCCGGGAACAAUAUGAGGAGGAGCAGGAAGCCAAGGGUGAGCUGCAGCGUGCCCUGUCCAAGGCCAACAGCGAAGUGGCCCAGUGGAGAACNAAGAAAUGUUACAAAAGACUAAUCAUUCACUUAGAAAUUGGGAAAUACAUCUUCAAAUUUCCACAUAAUUUGAGAAGAUAUAGACACAGAGAAGCAGAUAGCUUGGCUGAUGCCGAGGAAAGAUGUGACCAGCUCAUCAAAACCAAAAUCCAGCUGGAAGCCAAAAUUAAGGAAGUGACAGAAAGGGCUGAGGAUGAAGAGGAAAUUAAUGCUGAACUGACAGCCAAGAAGAGGAAACUGGAGGAUGAAUGCUCAGAGCUGAAGAAAGAUAUAGAUGACCUGGAGUUAACAUUGGCCAAGUCUGAAGAAGACCGGAAGAACAUUCUUAGACUCCAGGAUCUGGUGGACAAACUGCAGAUGAAAGUGAAAUCCUACAAGAGACAAGCUGAGGAGGCUGAGGAGCUGUCCAACGUCAACCUCUCCAAAUUCCGCAAGAUCCAGCAUGAGCUGGAGGAAGCUGAGGAGCGGGCUGACAUUGCAGAGUCACAGGUCAACAAGCUCAGAGUGAAGAGCCGGGAAUUCCACAGUAAGAAGAUAGAAGAGUGAAGAUACUAUGAGGCAGCAAAGCGGCCUGAGGAAUGCACAAAAUGUGAACCCUCUGUCGCUUUCUUUUGCAAUG